This is a messenger RNA of Pseudophryne corroboree (corroboree frog), 3393 nucleotides long. It is a transcript of the gene NCOA4, whose product is annotated as nuclear receptor coactivator 4. The record is from RefSeq and is a predicted model, not a curated record. The transcript is spliced from 10 exons. Gene Ontology annotation, molecular function: transcription coactivator activity. Gene Ontology annotation, biological process: response to hormone; intracellular iron ion homeostasis. NCBI's taxonomy places the organism in Eukaryota, Metazoa, Chordata, Amphibia, Anura, Myobatrachidae. Bases 140 to 2155 code for a protein of 671 amino acids.
GAAAAGUGUGGCGAGUGGAGCGAGACACCGUGCCCGAUGCGUGGCGAGCGUCCAAUGCUGAAUAGAAAGAAAAAAAAAUACCCCAAACGAUCGGAGAACGAAGAAAACAUUUAGGAGAUGUAAGGGCGGAAGUUCUCUCAUGCCCACUCGAUUUGUCACGUCCAGGUCCUUUGCACGAAGGCAACAUAGACACAACCCUAACUGCACGCCUUUUCCGCCCUCUUCCUUUCUCUGCUGUCUGCUGCUGCGCACCAGGACGCCGGGUUUCGGCCUACAGGCCGGAUCAUCAGCAGGAGGUUGGUUCCCCGCGGAAGAAGUGCCAAAAGAAAUGGAUUUGGGCCAAGACCUCUCCUCCUGUGGCCGAGAUCCGCUGUCUAAAUGUCUGCACGCCAGGAAGGAACUGGAAGCUGCAAUUGAAGCACUAGUAAAAGCAGAGCAACAAGUAAAAGAGAACAGUAGAGAGGUGAAAGCGGAGAUCCACUCUUGCAUUAGCCGUAACUUGGAGUGUCUGCGCAGCCGUGAAAUCUGGCUUUUGGAACAGGCAGACCUGAUACAGCAGCUUAAGGAAGAGGCCCUACAGCAACAAGCUCAGCAACUGUAUUGGUUGUUGGGGCAGUUCAAUUGCCUGAUUCAUCAAUUGGAGACCCCUCAUAGUAAUGAUCUUGCCAAUCAGAUCACUGUUUGCUUAGAAAGGUUGGGCAGCCUUGCUCUGAAACCUGAAGAAUCCUCCGCCAUGAGUUUUGAAGCAGAUGUCCCUUCUCUCAGAAAAGCAAUUACUCUGUUUGGAUCAAUCCAAACUAUGAACUGUGAUGAAAUAACAGAGACUGCUAACGCCACACAUUGUAGUUUUGUCAAUCAAAAUCCCUGGCUUCUCAACCAUUAUGUUCGGCCAGUUGAACAGAAACCACUUUCUGGGACCUUGAACACCCCUCUGUCCGAUUGGCUGUUGGAACACCAGGCUACCAACCUUCACCAGUGUCCUGCUCUGUACAUUCCAAACUCUUCUCCCCAAGAUUGGCUUUUGAAAACGCAACUUACUGAACCUAUCAAGUGUUCCGAAACUCCCAAACCUACAUUUAAUAUUGAGAAAACGUGGGGUCAACUCUGGGAAUUGCACAAUUGGCUCCAGUCCCAGAAUAAGGAAGAUUGCCCAGAGACAACUAGCAUCCGUGCACAUGAGGACUCCUUUUCCAGCUCUUCUUUUUCUUUUGAAAAAGUAGACAAUGAUUUUGGCCUUCAAGAUCAAGAAGAGAUGGAUCUCUCAGAGUGGCUAAUUUCCCCAGCUGAAACCAAACAAUCCACUGAAGUUAUGGACAAGAUGAGGCUCCUCUUCCAACCUUUUGUGGAAGACUACAGUAUUAGUGAUUGGCUUCAGAAAAUGGAGUCCUGUAGUAACUGCUGCGGUGGUCAAACAUCUGCUUUGGAGAUAGAAAAUCUUGGCAACCUCAAGUGUCUUACGGAGCAGCUUGGAGGAAGGAAGACAUCAGGUUCCACCAAUGAUAUGUGGCUCUUAAAGCAAGCUCAGCCUAAUUUUAAGAUGGAAGAAAUCUGCAAAGCUAAUGAGCCCUGCUCUUCCUUCUCUGAGUGUGUUUGCGAUGAAAGCUGUGAGAAAGAGGCCCUUAGAAAGUGGCUGUUAAAAAAAGAAGGCAAAGAUAAGAAUGGGAUUCCCAUACAUCAGGAGCACAAGGAAAAAACUGGGCAAUCUGAAAAGUCAAAACCUUCCAUUAACAUGUGGCUACAUCCGUGCAGAAGAGACUCCGAAGACCAGAGUUGUAGCAAGAGGACAGAAGAACGUGACAACUGCCUUCGGCAUUUCAAAUCUCUGCUCGAAACACCACUGACCAACUGGGUUAUCAAGUCCUGUACAACAAACGAAAAAGCAGAAAAAAAUACCAUGGACAGUAAAUGGAAGCAUCCCACAGUAGAAACGCUCUCUCCAUUUCGUUUGCCUCUAAAUGCAGACAGCUGGGUGUUGUCCCCAAAGGAUACAGAUAACGUGGAAAAACUAGAACAGCUUGGACUGGAGGAUAAGUGGCUACUGCGUAAAAGAGCACAUGAUUAUAAUGGACUUUCGAGUGUCUGUGACCUGUUUGCCUGUAUGAAGCUUGCAGCUGACAAAGACAAGUGGUUAUUCCAUACACCCCUACAGAUGUGAAUGUAGCACCUUGUGAUUUCUGAACCACUCCUCGACCUUCAUGCUGACGACGCACACUCUCAAACCUCCAUGAAAAAGUUUGUUUGUUUGUUCUGCACAUUCUUUUUCUGUUCUCUUUUGUCAUCUAGAAUGUCGUCCUGCUGAUCAUUAACUCGUGUUGAAAUGUGACAUAUAAGGUGACCCUUAAACAUUAGAAACAUUUUGCUUCUGUUAUAUCAAAUUCUGUUUUCACUAUAUGAUAUUCUCCAGUGACCACAUAUAAUACAUCUGUAGUGGUAAUGGAUUUCUGCCGCUGUAAAAUGAUUAGACGUUAGAUGGAAAAGGUGGCCUGAAAUAUUGUCAGCAGGUGGUAGAUAUGCCUAAUGGUACCCGGGAACUGGUUUCUUACUUACAUCUAGUUACCGUCAUGUCCCUGGUCAUCUAGAUAAGUGUUAUCGGACAUUCCUGAGAUCCACCUUUAAAGUCUGCUGUGUGCAUUGUUUAUAGUGAUGUACACCAACUGACAUCUGAGCAUAUUACAAUGUUCUGUUGUACCAUAGUUGUAAUCAGUUGAUAGUGAAAUAAAAAGUUAUUACAGCAAAAGAUCCUUAUUACAGACCACUUUGUUUCAGUCAUAAUUUGCCUUUUCAGUUUUGUUUUGAAGACAAAGGUGCUUUAAAUCAUAUUUCUUAUACAGGUAAUGAAAUGAGCAGGAAACCUCCUAGUCCUUUUCAAUUUUAGCAAUUUGCACAGAAAGAUGGGGAAAAAGGCAAUUUAUUUUAAAACCUCAUGACUUAACAUUUUAAGAUAAUUAUUUUUUUUCUUGCUUCCAGAAAUCUGUCCACUUUACAAUAACUAUAUAUUUUUAUUAUGUGUAACUGUUUGGAAGCAUUUAUUUUAUUGGUUUAACCUUUUUAUGUUUAGUUUAGCUUAUUAUAUAAUCUCUUUCCAUCAGCAAAACACAUGAAGAACAUUUUAUUAUAAUAACUGUCUUAAUGAGAUGGGCACAGUAUAUUCUUCAGUUUGUUGAUUGACUACAACUCCCAGCAUACCCAAUCAGGAUGUUGUAGGUGAUUAGCUGGAGCACUCAAAUGUGUCGUGCUGAUAAAUUUUUAUUUAGUAUACAGAGGUGCCAUGAUCUGUUUUCCAUCAAACAUCGUAAGCCUUUGUUUUACAUUAAUUGUCAUAAUGGAUAAAUGUCUACAAUGUAUUACUUUACUUUCAUUUGACGUGUUCCAUUAAAGAGUUACAGCAAUACA